Messenger RNA from Sinocyclocheilus rhinocerous, 3949 nucleotides. RefSeq names its product cell division cycle and apoptosis regulator protein 1-like. Gene Ontology annotation, biological process: regulation of DNA-templated transcription. The transcript has 26 exons. Lineage: Eukaryota; Metazoa; Chordata; Actinopteri; Cypriniformes; Cyprinidae. Gene Ontology annotation, cellular component: nucleus. Bases 78 to 3788 code for a protein of 1236 amino acids. The record is from RefSeq and is a predicted model, not a curated record.
GUGUCUACCGGUGAAUGAGAGACGACGGAGGGAAAUAAUCUGCCACCUGGUCCAGCAGAAAACGUGAGCAGGUCUCCAUGGCCCAGUUCGGGGGGCAGAAGAACCCUCCGUGGGCAACUCAGUUUGCCGCAACAGCGGUUUCACAGCCCGGCCACUCAGGACAGUCACUGGACCUGAACAGUUUACACUCUUUAGGAGUACAGCAGCCGUCCCUCUUGGGAGUGUCUCCUAUGUACACCCAGCAGUCGGCUUUAGCGGCAGCCUCCCUCAACACACAGUCAGCUGCCAACUACCAGCUCUCUCAGCAGACCGCAGCGCUCCAGCAGCAGGCCGCUGCUGCCGCUGCGUUACAGCAGUCGCAGAUCAAUUCAGCCCUGCAGCAGUAUCAGCAGCAACAGCAGCAGCAGCAACAACAACAGCAGCUACCUCAAGCUCCCCCACCACAACAUCCACCUCAGCAAACUCUUUACAACGUCCCACAUCAGCUUCCACAACCCCAACAAGCCCUGCUAUCACAGCCCCCUGUUGCCUUGCCCACCUGCCUGAGCCUGUCCAACCCGCAGCAGACGGCACAGAUAACCGUAUCCUACCCAAACCCGCGCUCCAGCCACCAGCAGCAGACCCAACCCCAAAAGCAGCGUGUUUUCACCGGGGUCGUCAGCAAGCUACAUGAUACUUUCGGCUUUGUCGAUGAAGAUGUCUUCUUCCAGCUCAGUGCGGUUAAGGGGAAAACACCCCAAGUCGGUGAUCGUGUUCUGGUGGAAGCUGUCUACAAUCCCAACAUGCCUUUCAAGUGGAAUGCCCAGCGCAUCCAGACGUUACCUCAACUGCCCAACCAAACGCACCAGCCGCCUCAGCCCUUACCUCAGGUUUCCCCACAGCUGUCCAGCUUUUACUCUGAAGCAGGAAUGCAGCGCUACUCUGACAUACACUCUGCGGUGGAUUCAAGACAAAAUAGCCAGCCGCCAGGCCCAAACAUGAUGAAACCAGGUCCCACCAUGCUGCAGUCUCUACCCCCGCCCACCACGUUCAGCGUCCCGGCCCAGGGACCUCCUCCAUCUCUUCUGCAGGCCCAGCUCUCAGCUGCUUCUCUGGCCCCACUGCUGCAGAAUCCCCCACAGCCCCUGCUACCCCAGCCUCUCCCUAAAGACUCUGUGUUCUCAGGGGGUUUGCUGCAGCCCCCGGUGCGGAUGAUGCCUCAGCCGCAACAGGUGAGGCGUGUGGACCCCUCACCCCGCUUCCCCAGCCGCAGUGACCGACCAGAACUCAUCCUGAGGAAGGAUGACCGCAGUCGGGAAAGAGAUAGAGAGCGAAGGAGAUCAAGAGAACGUUCACCCACACGGAAGCGUUCUAGAGACCGGUCGCCUCGCAGAGAACGCUCUCCAAGACGGCCACGCAGAGUCGUCCCAAGAUAUACUGUGCAGUUCUCCAAAUUCUCUCUCGAUGGUUGCAACUGUGACAUGAUGGAGUUGCGGCGGAGGUAUCAGAGCCUCUACAUCCCUAGUGACUUUUUUGACGCUGUGUUUACCUGGGUAGACGCCUUUCCCUUAAGACGACCUUUCAACUUUGGAAACUACUGUAACUUCCACAUCAUGCAUAAAGAGGUGGACUCUUUGUUGAAGAACACGUCUGUGCUGGACCCACCUGAUGCCAAUCACACCUACAGUGCAAAGGUAAUGCUGCUGGCCAACCCUAGUCUAGAUGAGCUGUAUCAUAAGUCGUGUGCUCUGGCAGAAGAUCCACCAGAGCUGAGAGACUCCUUCCAGCACCCUGCCCGCCUCAUCAAGUUCCUGGUGGGGAUGCGGGGCAAGGACGAGGCCAUGGCCAUCGGGGGUCACUGGUCUCCCUCUUUGGAUGGAGCCGACCCGGAAAAAGAUGCCUCGGUCCUUAUAAAGACAGCCAUACGUUGUUGUAAGGCUCUGACAGGCAUUGAUCUGAGUUUAUGUACCCAGUGGUAUCGUUUUGCAGAGAUACGCUAUCACCGCCCUGAGGAGACUCACAAAGGGCGGACAGUCCCCGCACAUGUGGAGACAGUGGUUUUAUUUCUCCCGGAUGUUUGGCAUUGUCUUCCUACCCGCUCAGAGUGGGAGGGCCUGUCCCGUGGACUCAAGGAGCAGCUGGCAGAGAAACUCUUGGCUGAACGGAAGGAGGCUGAUGGAGAACAGGAGGAGGAUAAGGACGAAGAUGAUUCAAAGGAAGUCACUACGCCGACUCACUGGUCUAAGCUUGAUCCGAAAUCCAUGAAGGUCAAUGACUUGCGUAAGGAGUUGGAGAGCCGUUCACUGAGCUCUAAAGGGCUGAAGUCUCAGCUGAUCGCUCGCCUCACCAAACAGCUGAAGGUGGAGGAGCAGGUGGAGGAGUCCAAGGAGCCGGAGAAGCCUGAACCUCCUAGUGUGGAGGAGGAUGAGUCCUGCAGACUGGAGGAUGACCGAGAGGAAGAGGAACGAAAGCGGCAAGAGGAGCAGGAACGCCAGCGCAGGGAGAAACGUUAUGUUCUGCCAGAUGAGCCCACCAUUAUUGUCCAUCCCAACUGGGCUGCCAAGAAUGGCAAAUUUGACUGCAGCAUCAUGUCCUUGAGUGUGCUGCUGGACUACAGACUGGAGGAUAAUAAAGAGCACUCCUUUGAGGUGUCUUUGUUUGCUGAAUUAUUCAAUGAGAUGCUUCAACGAGACUUCGGCUACAGGAUCUACAAAGCAAUGGCUUCUCUUCCCAGCAAGGAUGAGAGGAAAGAUAAAAGAGAGAAAGCUAAAAAAGAGGCAGAAAGGAGGAACGUAAAGAAGAAGGAAGAAGAAAAUGGAGAGCCGGCCACAAAGAGAAUGAGAGAGGAGGAUGAGAAGAGGAAGGAUGAGGAGAAGGAGAGAGGUAUUAAGAGAGAAGAAUCCAAAGAUGAUGAUGAUAAUGAAGACGGCGGCAGCAACAACAACGCUGAUGAAUAUGACCCACUGGAGGCAGAAGACGCAGACGACUAUGACGACGACGAUAAAGAUGAUGAAGACUCAAAUGGCAGAGACAGAAGAGACGACCGGCGAGAUGAGCGGAAGUCCAAAGAGAGGUCAUCUAAAGAUAAAGAUGAGAAGAAAAAGCAGAUGGUGACGUUUAACCAGGAUCUGCUGAUGGCCUUUGUGUACUUCGACCAGAGUCACUGCGGCUACCUGCUGGAGAAGGACUUGGAGGAGAUCAUGUACACGCUGGGCUUGCAUCUCUCCAGAGCUCAGGUGAAGAAAUUGUUAAACAAACCAUUGGUUAGAGAGUCUUGCCAUUAUCGAAAGCUAACGGACAGGCCUAAGGACGAGCCUAGCCCCACGUUGACCUCUGAUGCUCUGAUAGACAACCUUUUAGGUAACCAAAGCUUGCUGCCCAGUCUGAAGUUCAAGCGGGAAUCAGAGGACAGCGGCGAGUCGUCUAGCCUAAUCGUCUACCAGGGAGCCAUGGUGGAUGUGGGAAGCAUGAUGCAGAAGCUGGAGAAGAGUGAGAAAACCCGAGAGGAAAUCGAGCAGAAGCUCAUGCAGCAGGACAUUCAAAUGGAGGAGGACUCAAAGCAGAUAGCCGAGCUAGAAGCAGCAACCCGCAGCCUUCAGAGGGAGCUGGAGGAGGUGAAGAACAAUCUCAGAGAGACAGAGAACAACCUGAGAGCCUCAGACCAGCAGAAAGGCAGCUAUGAACAACAGCUCCACGGCACAGUGUCCAGCCUCGACACCAUCAUGAAGGAGCUACAGGGCGUUUUAUCACACGGUGACCCUUCAGAUGACGGUGACCAAAAAACUCAAUCUAAUGGCUCAGAUGAGUGAACGUCCCUCUCCAGCUCAUCCUCAUCUAGUCUCCCUUCAAAUGUGUAAAUAAGCUUAAAACUAACACAAUUCUAAAGCUAAUUUUAUUUUGAUCUUUUUGGGGGGGUUCUGUGUACAAAGUUUUAAUGACAGCGGAGGUAAACUCUCUUUUCCUCAUAAUU